AUGAAACUCGCAAACCUGUCGUUUCCCUUGAUGGUGAUCCUCAGGUCCAUCCAGGGCCUCUUUGCCCUCCUGGUACUCAUCCUCUCAGCCAUUGUCGCGAACUGGUACAACACAUCGACAAAAUACCUGCCACCAUCCCAGAUCAGCUUCCUCCUAUUCGCCGCCGUAUGGUCUAUUCUCUCCAUCACAUACAUCGCCGCUUCUCUCGACCUAACCAACACCCUCUUCUACCUGGCCGGCUUCGCCGCCCUCGCCGCCUUCCUCAACAGCCUGCUCUUCUGCCGCGGCGACGUGUGCCGCGCGGCCCAGGCCGACGUCGCCUUUGGUGCCUUCUCGUUCGCCACCUGGGCCGCCUCGGCCGCCCUGACGUGCACCGAGGUCGUCCGGGCCAGGCGGGCGGGCGGCGGGUCGUCGCCGUCCGCGGCG
Thermothelomyces thermophilus ATCC 42464 is the source of this 426-nucleotide messenger RNA. RefSeq lists its product as uncharacterized. The record is from RefSeq and is a predicted model, not a curated record. The annotation marks the transcript as partial. Lineage: Eukaryota; Fungi; Ascomycota; Sordariomycetes; Sordariales; Chaetomiaceae. Gene Ontology annotation, cellular component: membrane. The transcript is spliced from 3 exons.